AUGAACAUCAAGAGAACAGUCAAAGACAUAGACACCACCAUUAAAGAAAUGGACAAGCAGUACGAUGCAAACUUUGAGGAGUGGGUGAGGAGCGAGGAGAACAUUGAUAUCCUCUCGGUGAACUUAAAAAAGUACUUGAGCGAGUACACAGAGAGCACAUACGCAGAGGUUCUCAAGUGGAUCACAGAGGACUGGGCCAUUCCGUCAAAGGUCCUUCUGAUGAAGAAGAUUCUCCUCGGCACUUUGUUCAGAAACAACUCGCCUGCUGAAAUUAAGCUGUCCAAGAGAUCGAUCAGAAUCAUCAAAAACACAAUUGAAGACUGGUCGUCGAUGUACAUAUCAGAGCUGAUAAUAGAGUUCAUGGGGGGAAUGCAGAAAGAAGAGAAAAGACUCUUCCUCCUGUGGAUCCUGGAAGACCUUGAGCACCAAAAAAUCACAGAAAUAUUUAUUAGAAUCGACAGCAUUGUUGACUGGACACUCAAGAUCAGCAUUAUAAAAAACAGCAAAUCACUGCAGAAGCUCAAAGACAACCAAUAA
This is a messenger RNA of Nematocida minor, 537 nucleotides long. RefSeq lists its product as uncharacterized. Lineage: Eukaryota; Fungi; Microsporidia. The record is from RefSeq and is a predicted model, not a curated record. The transcript has a single exon. Bases 1 to 537 code for a protein of 178 amino acids.